Cuscuta epithymum is the source of this 2086-nucleotide messenger RNA. NCBI's taxonomy places the organism in Eukaryota, Viridiplantae, Streptophyta, Magnoliopsida, Solanales, Convolvulaceae. The record is from the annotation of a GenBank genome assembly.
AGGGUGAACAUAAUCCCCUCUCUAUUUGUUUGCCGUGUGGGAAAAAAAAAAUGAAAUGUCAAAUGUCAACAAAAUUGCACUCUAUCAUCUACCCAUCUUUGCCCUAUUUACCACACUUGAAGAACUGCUACUUCGUAUAACAGUUAAAACCCUAGUAUAUUUUCCUUACUCUGCAGCCAUGAGUGAUGAUGGCCACAAGCUUGAGGGUGAUUCGACUCACCCCGAAUGCGAAGUGAAUGAGAUUGAUAGUGUCGAUUCCGAGGAAGAUGAUGAAUAUCCUGAAUCUGACGGCGAGGAAGAUGGCGAAUAUCCUGAAUCUGACGACGAGGAAGGAGUUGGCUCUAACACGUUUGAAGAAAGACCCGUUUAUUCUCCUGAAAGUUUGCAGCGUCGUAUUUCCUGCUUCAUACUUACCCAAAACGUAACUCCUCAUAUCGUGAAAAACAAGGAUUUCAGAGACAUGAUGACAUCACAAUUUCCUUCUUUGACAUUGGACCAUGAGACCACCAUGAAGCAUUGCUUGACCCUUUUUGAAGAAUCAAAGACUGAAGUCAGGCGCUUUUUGAACAGCAUGGGUCGACUCGUUUGUCUUUCGGUUGAUGUGUUAACUCGCUACAGUCAAAUUGAUGUUGGCCCUGAUUUCAUUUGUUUAUCGGCAAGCUUCAUUGACAAUGAGUGGAAGUUGAGGAAAUGGAUUCUCCGUUUUAAGAAGUACAGUAAUGGUGACUUUGAUCAGUUUGUAGUGAAAGCCUUAGAUGACUGGAAUCUGAAUGAUGAUAAGGUGUAUACUUUGACGUCUCGGAAAGUUGAUGCAUCUGGAGAUUAUAUCCAAUCGACUAAGUCCAAGCUUGAGGGGAAGAACAGAUUGCCUUACGAUUCCCAUAUAUUUUCUGUGAGGUGUUGUGCAGAGAUGUUUGGUUUAAUGGCUGAAGAUGCAUUUGGCGAAAUAUCUGAUAUCAUUAGGAUGAUAGAAGAGUUGAACUGGUCAAAAUCGGAAUGCAUGUGGCACCUAACGAACUCCAAGCUGAAAAAUGCUUUGGAAUUGGAAGCUCUUGGAGAGUUCAACUCAGAAUUAGUAACUAAAAACUAUUCUGUUCCAUCUGCUGAACAGUGGGAGAAAGUUCGCAUCGUCUAUAAACUUGUCGAACUCGUGCAUGAUGUGGCAAAAAAGAUAUUUGAGGUUAAAAAUUCAACUGCUAAUUUAUUUCUGUAUAAUUUUCCACAGCUUCGCACAAGUUUGGUUCUUGAAGCAAGUAGUCCAGAUGCUUUCACUCUCAAACUUGCAAAGAAAAUGCUAAAGAGGUUUGAUAAGUACAUAAAGAAGAAUUACCUGGUCUUGGCCAUCGCCUCCGUGAUGGACCCACGUUGCAAAAUGCAAUUCAUAGAGGAUGUUUCAGCAAAACUUGAAGGUAUAGAUGGAUUACCUCAAGCCAGUGCUGUUUUGGAGACGGUCAGAAGUAUUUAUGAACAUAAUGAAGCUGUUAAAGUCAAUGAGGAGACAGUGAAGUCGGAUUUGGAUUUGUAUCUAGAGGACCCUGUCUUGCCACGGGAAGAGAAAUUCAAUGUCUUAAAAUGGUGGGAAUCGGAAGGAGUUCUGAAGUAUCCAAACACGUCUGAAGUUGCCCGUGAAGUUCUUGCUAUUCCGAUGUCAGUUGCAAGUUCGUUCAAUGCAUACUAUUACUUGGAGAACAGACCCCCACCAGAUGUAUCUAUAACCACUUCUGGAUCUCAGGUAAUGAAUGCUGUGGUGUGUUGCAGGAGUUGGAGGCCUGAGAAACGUCUGUCUGCUUUCGAAAUCAAGUUCCUCUUUCACUCCGCUGGUGUUAAUAUUUUCUAAGCUAUUUAUUCCUAAGCUGUUUGGGUCAUCUCUUUUGAAACUUUCUGGAUCCUUUUUGUUUUUGAUAAUAUAUCCAGGUUCUUGUUGAAUGGCUCACCUAGCUGCUGCUGUUGCUAACUUUUGAUUUGGCUUUUCGUCUACCUCUUGUUUAUCUCUGUAAUUUCCCGAAUUCUGAAAACAAUAUCCUUUGUGAGUCUGUGACUUUGUGCCCUUUGAGCUUAUGCUGCAAUUACGCUUUUCUGCUUACUA